AUGGUAUGGUGUUGGAAUUCAAGGGGACAGAGAUGGCUGACAGAGAUGGCGAUCGGCAACCUACACAAAAGUACUACUAGUUUUAGUAGCACUACGACCACUACUAGUGCAGCAGCUACAACGACCGCAUCAAAUGACGAUACAACUAGCACAGCAGCUACAACAAACCCUACUGCUCCCUCUCAACAAGUACAAGAUGCAGCCUCGAGUGCAGAUAGCGCUAAUCUUGAACAUGAGCCUGAAGCACCAGCAACAGAAGGUGAGCUUGUAGCUGCUAAAGCACAAGACGCAGAGCUGCCGGAGACUUCAGUUCAGGAAGACGAUCAGUUAAAAGGUCAUGGAGAUGGAGGCGGAGAUCACACUGGACCUGGAGAUGCUGGUAAAGAAGGCCAUUUUGCUGAAGAAAAUGAGGAAGACGAAGAUCAUGUUGAGCAAACAGAGGCAACAACAGGUGGACAUGAACAUGUAAAAGAUGAAGCAGUAGGAGCAGACUCGACGUCGGAAGUAGAAGUUAAGGAACUACAUAAAGAAGCAGAAGAAAGGGAGGCGGAAGAUACAGGAGAGGAUCACGAGCAUCAGGAGACUAAUAAAGCAGGCAGUGAGAACGACGACGACGAGGCGAAUCCACCCAAGGAGGUCGAAGAGCAUGAGGAGACUAAAGGAGGCAGUGAGAACGACGACGACGAGGCGAAUCCACCCAAGGAGGUCGAAGAGCCUAAGGAGACUAAAGGAGGCAGUGAGAACGACGAGGCGAAUCCACUCGACGAUCUGA
This is a messenger RNA of Amoebophrya sp. A25, 772 nucleotides long. NCBI's taxonomy places the organism in Eukaryota, Dinophyceae, Syndiniales, Amoebophryaceae. The record is from the annotation of a GenBank genome assembly.